AUGCUUCAAACAUCCGCUGCCACUUCCACUUCGGACAACAACAACAACACUAAAAUUCAACAACCAUCGUCAUCUUCAAAUACAACAUCAUCGGAACAACCAAAAUUUCAAGAAAAGGCUCAUGCAUUGAAUCAUGUCUUUGAUGAGUUGGAUUCUAAAUUGAGAAAGGACUCCAACAAGAGUAGCACCAACAACAACACCACAAAUUCAUUUUCAACAGUUAAGAUGCCUCCUGGACUCUCCCUUGAGGACAUGUCUUUUUGGUUAAAUUAUAGACAAGAAAUUGAUUAUUCAAAACCAACACCUUUUGCAUGUCCACCCAUUGGUGCAUCUUAUCAAUAUACCUCUUCGGAGCCUUCGGAACAAGAGAAUCCUAAACGUAAAAUUAAAGCUAAAUCAUCACAGAAAAGAAAACAACAAAAUAAUGCAACUUUGCUCAAUCAUGAUGAUGAUGAUAAUAUUCUUUCAACAAAAGUUUUUUGCAUUAAAAGAAAAAGAAACGAAGAACCUAUUGAAACAUUUUACAUUCCCUCCAUUCAACAAACAAAGAAAACUAAAAUUUCUGACUUGGAAAAGCAUUUAGCUAAUGCAACCAUUCUAGGAGAUGAUUCAUCCAAGAAAAAGGAACAUGAUUUUUCAAUCAGUCCUAAUGUGUCACUUUUCAAAUUCACUUUAUUGAAAACUCCAGAUGAAAAACCUCAAGAAAAUAUUGUAAAGAAAAAACAAGAAGCACACUCAGCAUCGUUAAAACAAACUGCUGCGAUUGAUAGCAAAUCUAAAACAACGGAUAGAUUGAAGAGUCACCAGGAAUCUCUCAAACAAAAACGUCUACUCAGAAUUAAUGAAAAGAGACGAGAGGGCGAUAAGGAAAUUGUGGAAUUUGGUUUUGUUCAGGAAAAACCAAAGAAAACUACUGAGGAAUUACUCUCUCCCUAUGAAUCAUUAUUAAAGCAGGCCUAUGGAAAUGACUCACUUGAAGAAUUGAAAAAGCAUGAACAAGAACAGGAGGAUGAUUUUGAAAUUGAUUACUAUACGGUUGAAACUACAAAUGAAAUGCAAGAUGAAGAUGAACAACCUCAUGCAAACACUGUUUUGAGAUUUGAAAGUUUUGAUGAUCAAUUAUGGCUAGAAAACACACUGGACGAUGGAUUAUUUAAUGACGAGGAUGAAUAUGACUCUGAAGAUUCUAACGCUUCAGGAAAUCCAAAUAAUGACUACCCUGAUGAAGAGGAAGAAGAUGAUGAAUAUUAUGACGAAGACUACUAUGGAGGAAACCAAUACUAUGAUGACGGCGAAGAACAAUAUUAUGACGAAGAUGAAGGGGAUGACGCGGAUGAAGAUUAUUAUUAG
This is a messenger RNA of Naegleria fowleri, 1350 nucleotides long. RefSeq lists its product as uncharacterized. The transcript has a single exon. The coding region runs from base 1 to 1350 and encodes 449 amino acids. NCBI's taxonomy places the organism in Eukaryota, Heterolobosea, Eutetramitea, Acrasida, Naegleriidae. The record is from RefSeq and is a predicted model, not a curated record.